AUGGCUCCGCGCCGCAGUUGGUGUAAGCUCUGCCAAGAUGAUUACAGGGCUGGCGAUGCGAUUGUUAAGUGCACCAGCUGCCCGAAAUCGUACCAUCGGGAGUGCCUGGAGCACGAUAUCGCCACCGGCGGUGCCCACAACGCCGAGGUGGUCAACGGGCAGUACGACUUCUCCACGUUCCAGUGUGAGAACUGCCUGCGAUACGAGGAUGAGAACGUGAUUGAAAAUGACGAGCGCUGUAAGCUGUGCAAGGAGAAGAACCGCGAUGAUCGCGACGUUCUGCUCCUUUGUGACGGCUGCCCCAACAGCUACCACAUUAGCUGCCUGCAGCUCGUUGCGGAGCCGGAUGGCGAGCAGUGGUUUUGCCCUAUGUGCAAGCCCGAGGACUUCCAGGUGGUGACGUUCCGCAAGAAGCAGAACCCCCUGGCGGAGUCGGGCGAUCACGUAAAUUCCUCCAUUUGCUACGUGUGUCAGCGCCACGGCAAGUUGCUGGGGUGCGACUUCUGCAGCAACUCCUUUCACCACGGUUGUUUACCCGAAUUUGAUGUGGGAACUAUCGGUGACGUGUGGGAGUGCCCCUGCUGCAAGGGGCAGGACCCCUUCAUCAACCAGAUGCAUAAGCGCUGGACUGUGCAGCAGAUAGACAGAAACCUGAAGGAGCGGCGACGCUGCGUUGUGCUGUGGAAGGCCAAAAUAACUAAGUAUCGCAACCGAUUCUUGCUGGCUCAUCGUGAUGAGCUAGGGCCUUUUGUGACCGAUAAGUGCAUGGAGGCUCUAACUCGCAACCUGGUGGACGACAGUUCCUCCUCCCGCAAGCGCCUGGUUAACUACGGGCGCAGCAUCGACGACAUACUGGAGUACUUCGAGGAGGAGGGCAUGAUAGAGGCGGAAAAGUUCAUUGCGAAGGCGCACAAGAGCGCGUUCUAUCCCAGUGGGCGGCGGAUAGAGGGGCGCCCCCUCCGUACCGGGGUGCAGCUUAAGCCUCACCAGGAGUUCGGUGUCGAUUGGCUGUUGAAAUCGUUCCUCACGGGUGGCGCUAUCUUGUCCGAUGAGAUGGGUCUCGGCAAGACUAUUCAGACGCUGUGCUUUCUAUCGUACCUGAAAAUGAUGAAGAUUGAGGGGCCACACCUGAUUGUGGUGCCCCUGUCUACGGUGGGCAACUGGUUGCGUGAAGUGCACCGUUUCACGCCUCACUUGACCUCCAUUAAGAUUUGCGGUUCCCGCACGGAGCGCCAGCAUGCCAUGGAUGACCGGUUGGCCAACAAAGGUUUAUACGACUUGUACAUUACCACCUAUGAGACCGUUAAGAGCGAGGAGGAGUUUUUCGUGGAGACUAUCCCUCGUUGGCAGUGCCUGAUUUUGGAUGAGGCCCACCGUAUUAAGAACCAGUCGGGCGCUGCGCGUCACUCGAUGGAUCGUAUUCUGGCGAACAUGCGCCUGCUGUUAACGGGUACUCCCCUGCAGAACAAUGCAUUGGAGCUGUUCACACUAAUCAACUUCAUGUUCCCGGAUAUAUUCAAGGACACCAUAUUGAUGGAUGAGGCGCUGCGGAACCAACCCAAGAAGUUUGGCCGUACCGUGCCAAUGUCGCCCGCGGCCACCGCUGCGGCGGCAGCGAAUGCGUCCUUCAAGAAAGAGGAGCUUGAGGCCAUUAAAACAUUGCUGAGUCGGGUUAUGUUGCGGCGUUUGAAAGAGGAGGCUAUCACCUUACAGCCAAAGGUUUUCCACGAUGUCUGGCUUCCUUUGAGCGCCGAGUCGCUUCACUGGUACCGCACGUUGAUGAGUGUGCGUCACUUGAUGAAGGAGCAGAUGAGUGUAAAGAAGUUGCUUGGUAUGGUCAUCAAAAUGCGUAUUGUUUGUGGGCACCCUCGCGGCAUCGUCAGCAGGGCCCACCAGACUGAAAAGCUAUUCGACUUCUUCAAGCAGGAGUCGUUGCCACUGCAGAACCAGGUGGAGACAGAUGCAGGCCGCUUACGUGAGCUUCGCGACAAGGAGCAUCGUGACGCUAGUGCCAAACUGACGUUCCUGGACAAGUUGCUGUGUCAGUUGCAUUAUGAAAAUUGUGAGUUUGUGCCCGGAUACCAGGACCAGUACAACGCCCACCUGAAGGAACUGGAGACCAUCAGGGAGCACAAACUGAAGUUGCACAAAAAGAUGAAAGGUGUUGCGGCGCAGGAGCCGUUUGUUAUUGAGACCCACGAGUUUUUGGUGCGCCAGCCCGCACCUACGGCCCGAAACGAACGUUUUAUGGUUGAGGGUAUGUACGAAUGUCCCGUGUCCAACGAAUCUCCCUACAAGCGCGAGACCCUCAACUUCUCGCUUUCCGGGAGGAGGCAGGGAGCGUCAGGCACCAAAAAUGCAAAAACCGCGCAAAAUGCCAAAACGGCACACAAGAGAGGGCGUAUCGUCGAAGAAGACGAUGUCACAAUGAACGGCACGGAUACGGCGGUGUACGGUGAAGAGGGACAUUCUGGACUGAGGUCUAGUAGGCGCGUGAAAUCGGAGUAUGAUUCUAACGCCGAUGAACAUUUGGCGGUCGCCUCGGAUGUAAAGUUGGAGAAUACACAUGACGUGGAUAAUGGAGCUGAUUCUGUAGUAAAACAGGAAGAUAUGGGUGAUAUACAAAUGACUGAUAACGAAGUCCGUGUCAAGGAAGAAACGGCUGAUGUAGUUUUAAAACGUGAGGGCGAUGGUGCCGGUGUAAAGGCAGAAGCUUCAGGGGAAGAUGUGAAGCCUGAAAAUGCAGAGUCCGGCGGUGCCAACGCAGCAGCCGACCCCGACCCCGCGGCUGCCCAAGCCGAGGUUUCCAAAGACCCGCUGAUGCACAAGGUACUUGUUUUCACCCAAUUCCAGUUGGUGCUCGAUGAGUUGGAGACUUACUGUAACUGUCGUGGAUGGAAGUACAUGCGUUUGGAUGGUUCCACGAACAAGCUGAUUCGUGAGUUGGACAUUAGGGAGUUCAACUCGCCGUCCAGUCCGUAUUUCAUAUACCUGAUUAGUACCCGUGCAGGAGGUCUGGGUAUCAACCUUACGGCUGCUAACCACGUGGUUCUGUUUGACGAGGACUGGAACCCCUUUAUUGACCUACAGGCCAUUGACCGUGCCCACCGCAUCGGGCAGAAACGCAGCGUACAUAUUUGGAAAUUGAUCUCCGAGUGGACAGUUGAGGAGCGUAUGGCUCUGUGCCGUGAGAAGAAGCUCCACUUGGACAAGAUGUUGAUAAACUCCUACCGCCAGGCUAUGGACUACGAGGAGGCUGCAGAGGCGCCCAUAGUGUCGCUCACCCCGGCUGCAAUCCUGAAGAUGAUGAUGCAUGGCAACAAUGCGCUUAAGAUGACUGAUUGUGAGGAUAUCACUGAGUGGUAUCUGGACGACAUCAUUUCGCGUGGCCGCAAGACGCCACCGGAGGGCUUGGAUGACUCGGCUGAAAUCGACGAGACCGAGGAUGUCUCCCUGUUGCAGGAGGAAGCUGACCCUAAUAUGGUGAACGUGAGUGACGUCAUGAAAGAGGAGGAUGCUCCGGAAGCUGAAAGUGCUCCCGUCCCAACUGAGAACACAGUGGAAGCUCCCAGUAUUCUGGAAGGCGUUGACCUUAACGUGUCUGACAUGCUGGACCACAAGCAAGUGAAGAAGCUUCUGAGCACCGCCAAGGAUAAAGCUGAGUUGCUGCGCAAACUCGAAAGCGGUGGCUUGCUCUGGCGUUCCGGCCGUGAACGCCGCCGUCCUUCGUCUAUGUAUGUGCCCGAAGGAUUCCGGAAGAGAACCGAAUCCCGAACCAUACGCCACGAAUGCCGUUGCUUCUGCUGCGGUUACGCUAAAAAUCACAAGGCCAACUACAAGGACAAGGAUGGUAUUACUGUCGAGCUUGACUAUGGGCCACUUGUAAAUUGCUUCCGCUGCCCCAAGAGCUACCACAAGGUAUGCGAGAGCUUGGUGGAGCCGAAGAAGACGUGGACUUGCCGGUGGCACGAGUGUUGUCUGUGCUUCCGCAAGAGUUCGCAGUGUGACAACAUGUUGAUCCACUGCUCCAACUGCCCGACGGCCUUCUGCUACGAUUGCUUCCCUCCGGAUUACACCCGUCACUACGUGGGUGAGGAUUACUACUACGCCUUGACGCAGCGUGGUUUGAACGCAAAUUCAUCUAACUGGAUCUUUUUCUUGUGUUCUAAGUGCAAGAUUCAGCAGGAGAAGGACCGCCGGAAGAAGAUGACGAAGGAGGAGCGGGAACAGCAGCAGAAGCAGCAGCGUGAGCUGCGCAAACAGCUGGCUUCCAACGACGUUGUUGACGAUAAAGAGAACAAGAAGCGGCGUAGGGAGGAUCGUAUAGCGUUUUUGGAUAACUUCCGAUCGUUGGAAACGCAGUACGAGAACCGGCUCCGAACUGCGUACGAGCGCUUGUGCCCGCCCAACCUCAUAGAUGAGGUGACCAAAAGGAUUGAGGCUGCCCGUGCGAAACGCGAUGCAGACGAAGCUGCUGGCAUAAUUCGUUUGAAACGUGAGGUGAACUUCUUGGCGGUACGUCUGCCGUUCAGGAUGCUUCAGCUCUGUGAUAAUUGCAAGCUUCCACUGCACAAUUCGGUCCGCUACGCUACUGAGUGCCCCUUCCCCAAAGAGUACGUCAAAUUGGAGGUAACUGUACCAAUUGAUGGUCAAUCCGGCCUAUCGCAAACUUCAGAAGAUGGGACGGCAGCGGGUGUUGAGAUGGCUCCGGGAGCGCCGGGCAAGGUAGUGAAGAAGACCGCCUGCUCCAAGUGUAUGCUCGCCUUCACCGGCAAACUUUCCCACACUCGUCGUAGUUGCGAUGUUUUGGAAGAGGAGGAGCUGCAGUAUUAUGAGGAUCGCCGCAAACGUGCGGCCUCUGCGCUUGAGAUGCUAGAGAGUAUGGGGGCAGACGGACCCAACGAGAUUGAUUAUGCCGCCAUCCCGCACGCUCGGCUGAAGGCUAUCUACAACACCGCGCUGGAAGACAUGGACAAGAUAGUGUUGGACUGUUACUCCAAAUGCGGAAUAGAACUGGUGCCUGCCUCAUCGAGCUCAACACUUGCGUCCUCAGUCAGUCCCCCGUCACCUAGCAGUGGCCCAAUUACUUCCAAGGCAGUGGAUGAUGGUACCGCCGGCGAAAGUGCAUCCUCACAAGACAAUGCAAGCGCGCCAGGUUCCCCUCGUUCGAAGCAAUCUCUGGCGCAACCGUCUGCCGAGCCGGCGAAGAAGGCAGCUGCGAGCGGCGCUGAGGUGCCUGCGCGCACGUCCUCGCCCUCGACUACCGCGCUGGAGGGGUACAUCAGCAGUCCGACCGUUACGAACAGCAAGAGCCCCGUUACCGUCCCUCCCCUGAACCUGGGUGGCCUCUCCGCGGCGGACAGCCUGAACAUUGCCAUUCCCAAGGUGAAGCAUGCCUCGUCACCGGAGGCUGGGCAGGGGCCGCCCACAUCUCGUAGCGUGGAUUCUGGGAGGGCGGGCGGUAGCGACUCUGCACUGGCGGUGAUCGCAAGCACCCCGAUCCCCAAGAAGACCUCGCCGCAGAGCGACGGCGACAUCCGCGACUACUUCGCCGAGCGGAAAUAA
Babesia ovata is the source of this 5565-nucleotide messenger RNA. RefSeq names its product SNF2 family N-terminal domain containing protein. Gene Ontology annotation, cellular component: nucleus. Lineage: Eukaryota; Apicomplexa; Aconoidasida; Piroplasmida; Babesiidae. The coding region runs from base 1 to 5565 and encodes 1854 amino acids. Gene Ontology annotation, molecular function: DNA binding; ATP-dependent chromatin remodeler activity; ATP binding. The record is from RefSeq and is a predicted model, not a curated record. The transcript is spliced from 2 exons.